This is a messenger RNA of Callorhinus ursinus (northern fur seal), 5295 nucleotides long. The record is from RefSeq and is a predicted model, not a curated record. Lineage: Eukaryota; Metazoa; Chordata; Mammalia; Carnivora; Otariidae.
AUGAGGGGCCAGGCCGCCGCCCCGGGCCCCCUCCGGACCCUGUGCCCCCCGCUGCUGCUGGUGCUGCUGGUGCUGGGGCGCCGGGCGCGGGCGGCCAUGGGGGCAGACGCGGGGCCCGGGGUCGAGCCGUGUGCCACGCUGGUGCAGGGCAAGUUCUUCGGCUACUUCUCGGCGGCUGCUGUGUUCCCCGCCAACGCCUCGCGCUGCUCCUGGACCCUGCGCAACCCCGACCCUCGGCGCUACACGCUCUACAUGAAGGUGGCCAAGGCGCCCGCGCCCUGUGGCGGCCCUGGGCGCGUCCGCACCUACCAGUUCGACUCCUUCCUGGAGUCCACGCGCACCUACCUGGGCGUGGAAAGCUUCGAUGAGGUACUGCAGCUCUGUGACCCCUCGGCGCCCCUGGCCUUCCUGCAGGCCAGCAAGCAGUUCCUGCAGAUGCUGCGCCAGCAGCCACCUCUGGACCGAGGCCCCCGGCUGCCGGGGGGUCCCCCGGGCCCCAGCGACGACUUCUCCGUGGAGUACCUGGUCGUGGGCAACCGCAACCCCAGCCGGGCCGCCUGCCAGAUGCUGUGCCGCUGGCUGGAUGCCUGUCUGGCGGGCAGCCGCAGCUCCCACCCCUGCGGCAUCAUGCAGACCCCCUGUGCCUGCGUGGGCGGGGACACCGGCGACUCUGCCCCCGGCUCCCUGGCCCCCCGCGGGGACGUCUGCCUGAGGGACGGCAUGGCUGGCGGCCCUGAGAACUGCCUCACCAGCCUGACCCAGGAUCAGGGCGGGGAUGGCGCAGCAGGUGGCUGGAAGCUGUGGUCCCUGUGGGGCGAGUGCACUCGGGACUGCGGGGGAGGCCUACAGACGCGGACGCGCACCUGCCUGCCGGCUCCCGGCACCGAGGGCCACGGCUGCGAGGGGGUGCUGGAGGAGGGCCGCCUGUGCAACCGCAAGGCCUGCGGCCCGGCCAGCCGCACCAGCUCCCGAAGCCAGUCCUUGCGAUCCACAGACGCUCGGCGGCGCGAGGAGCCGGGGGAGGAGCUGCAGCAGUUCGGGUUCCCGUCCCCACAGACAGGUGACCCCGCAGCCGAGGAGUGGUCCCCGUGGAGCGUGUGCUCCAGCACCUGCGGCGAGGGCUGGCAGACCCGCACGCGCUUCUGCGUGUCCUCUUCCUACAGCACGCAGUGCAGCGGGCCCCUGCGCGAGCAACGGCUGUGCAACAACUCGGCGGUGUGUCCAGUGCAUGGCGCCUGGGACGAGUGGUCGCCUUGGAGCCUCUGCUCCAGCACCUGUGGCCGUGGCUUCCGAGACCGCACGCGCACCUGCAGGCCCCCCCAGUUUGGAGGCAACCCCUGUGAGGGCCCUGAGAAGCAAACUAAGUUUUGCAACAUUGCCCUGUGUCCUGGUAGGGCCAUGGAUGGAAACUGGAACGAGUGGUCAAGCUGGAGCGCGUGCUCCACCAGCUGCUCCCAGGGCCGGCAGCAGCGCACACGGGAGUGCAACGGGCCUUCCUAUGGGGGCGCCGAAUGCCAGGGCCACUGGGUGGAGACUCGAGACUGCUUCCUCCAGCAGUGCCCAGUGGAUGGCAAGUGGCAGGCCUGGGCAUCGUGGGGCGGCUGCAGUGUCACGUGUGGGGGCGGCACACAGCGACGGGCGCGCGCCUGCUCCGGCCCAUUCUUCGGGGGGGCAGCCUGCCGGGGCCCGCAGGAUGAGUUUCGGCAGUGUGGCGCCCAGCGGUGUCCUGAGCCCCAUGAGAUCUGUGACGAGGACAACUUUGGCACGGUGGUCUGGAAAGAGACUCCGGCAGGAGAGGUGGCUGCCGUCCGGUGUCCCCGCAAUGCCACAGGCCUCAUCCUGCGACGCUGUGAGCUGGACGAGGAGGGCAUCGCCUACUGGGAGCCCCCCACCUACAUCCGUUGUGUCUCCAUCGACUACCGGAACAUCCAGAUGAUGACCCGGGAGCACCUGGCGAAGGCUCAGCGUGGGCUGCCUGGGGAGGGAGUCUCCGAGGUGAUUCAGACGCUGGUGGAGAUCUCCCAGGACGGGACCAGCUACAGUGGGGACCUUCUUUCCACCAUUGAUGUCCUGAGGAAUAUGACGGAGAUCUUCCGGAGGGCGUACUACAGCCCCACCCCUGGGGAUGCGCAGAACUUUGUGCAGAUCAUCAGCAACCUGCUGGCGGAAGAGAACCGGGACAAGUGGGAGGAGGCUCAGCUGAUGGGCCCCAAUGCCAAGGAGCUCUUCCGGCUGGUGGAGGACUUUGUAGGCGUCAUUGGCUUCCGCAUGAAGGACCUUCGGGACGCGUACCAGGUCACAGACAACUUGGUCCUCAGCAUCCAUAAGCUUCCGGCCAGUGGAGCCACGGAUAUCAGCUUCCCCAUGAAGGGCUGGCGGGCCACGGGCGACUGGGCCAAGGUGCCAGAGGACAGGGUCACGGUGUCCAAGAGCGUCUUCUCCACAGGGCUGGCAGAGGCUGAUGACUCGUCUGUGUUCGUGGUGGGCACCGUGCUCUACAGAAACCUGGGCAGCUUCCUGGCCCUGCAGAGGAACACGACCGUGCUGAACUCCAAGGUCAUCUCCGUGACUGUGAAGCCCCCACCCCGCUCCCUGCUCACGCCCCUGGAGAUUGAGUUUGCCCACGUGUACAACGGCACCACCAACCAGACCUGUAUCCUGUGGGACGAGUCGGAUGUUACUGAGGCACCAGGAAGCAGGGGUCGGUGGGAUGACCUGGAGGGCACCCGAAUCACUGGGCCUUUGGGGUCAGGAGGCCUGCGAGAUGCCUGGAAGCCGGUGACGGGCUUGGCGAUGGUCGCCGUGCUGGUGCCGAGGGGCCGAGGCGGCCGCAGUCGGGACGCUCACGGUGGCGGUGACGCGGGGACCAAGGAGGCCAGCGGUGGUGGGACGGCGGUGGUGAUGCGGGUGAUGGUGGCACUCAUCAACUUUUGCUUGUCCAUCAUCUCCUCCAAUGCCCUCAUCCUCAUCGGGCAGACCCAGACUCGCAAUAAGGUGGUGUGCACGCUCGUGGCUGCCUUCCUGCACUUCUCCUUCCUGUCGUCCUUCUGCUGGGUGCUCACUGAGGCCUGGCAGUCCUACAUGGCCGUGACGGGCCGCCUCAGGAGCCGCCUCAUCCGCAAACGCUUCCUCUGCCUGGGCUGGGGGCUUCCUGCGCUGGUCGUGGCCAUUUCUGUGGGAUUCACCAAGGCCAAAGGGUACAGCACCAUGAACUACUGCUGGCUCUCCCUGGAGGGGGGACUGUUGUACGCCUUCGUGGGACCGGCCGCCGCUGUUGUGCUGGUGAACAUGGUCAUCGGGAUCCUGGUGUUCAACAAGCUUGUGUCCAAGGAUGGCAUCACAGACAAGAAGCUGAAGGAGCGGGCAGGGGCCUCACUCUGGAGCUCCUGCGUGGUGCUGCCCCUGCUGGCGCUGACCUGGAUGUCGGCCGUGCUCGCUGUCACCGACCGCCGCUCAGCCCUCUUCCAGAUCUUGUUCGCCGUCUUUGACUCGCUGGAGGGCUUCGUCAUAGUGAUGGUGCACUGCAUCCUGCGCAGAGAGGUCCAGGACGCCGUGAAGUGUCGCGUGGUGGACCGCCAGGAGGAGGGCAACGGGGACUCGGGGGGCUCCUUCCAGAACGGCCAUGCCCAGCUCAUGACUGACUUCGAGAAGGACGUGGAUCUGGCCUGUAGAUCAGUGCUGAACAAGGACAUUGCGGCCUGCCGCACGGCCACAAUCACGGGCACGCUCAAGCGGCCGUCGCUGCCCGAGGAGGAGAAGCUAAAGCUAGCCCACGCCAAGGCGCCCCCCGCCAACUUCAACAGCCUGCCAGCCAACGUGUCCAAGCUGCACCUGCACGGCUCGCCCCGCUGCCCGGGCGGCCCCCUGCCCGACUUCCCCAACCACUCACUGACCCUCAAGAAGGACAGGGCACCCAAGUCCUCCUUUGCCGGUGAUGGGGACAUCUUCAAGAAGCUGGACUCGGAGUUGAGCCGGGCUCAGGAGAAGGCCCUGGACACCAGCUACGUAAUCCUGCCCACGGCCACAGCCACGCUGCGGCCCAAGCCCCAGGAGGAGCCCAAGCACAGCAUCCACAUCGAUCAGAUGCCCCAGACCCGCCUCAUCCACCUCAACAUGGCACCUGACGCCGGCCUCCCUGCCCGCAGCCCACCCACCCGCCAGCCCCCAGGCGGUGGGCCCCCGGAGGCCCCCCCUGCCCCGCCCCCACCACCCCCACCGCCCCCCCCCCCGCCACCCACCCUGGAGCCAGCGCCCCCCAGCCUGGGGGAGCCUGGGGAGCCCGCUACCCACCCGGGGCCCAGCUCGGGGGCCGGGACCAGGAACGAGAACGUCUCCACCUUGUCUGUGAGCUCCUUGGAGCGGCGGAAAUCGCGGUAUGCAGAACUGGACUUCGAGAAAAUCAUGCACACGCGGAAGCGGCACCAGGACAUGUUUCAGGACCUGAACCGGAAGCUGCAGCACGCGGAGAAGGACAAGGAGGUGCUAGGCCCAGACAGCAAGCCAGAAAAGCAGCAGACACCCAACAAGCGGCCCUGGGAGAGCCUUCGGAAAGCCCACGGGACGCCUGCGUGGGUGAAGAAGGAACUGGAGCCGCUGCCGCCGUCCCCACUGGAGCUGCGGAGCGUGGAGUGGGAGAAGUCGGGCGCCACGAUCCCGCUGGUGGGCCAGGACAUCAUCGACCUCCAGACCGAGGUCUGAGCAGGUGGGCGGCAGCCAUGCACCGGGCCACGAGGAGGGAUGCUGCUCUGCCCGCUCCUGCCCGCUCCUGCCACGGGACGGGCACAGACAUGCUCUCGGGCUGUGGGCCAGGCCCGCGUCCCGGCCUCAGGGUGCUCGGAUGGCGGCCAGGCGGAGGCCCGCAGUGCUGGGACCAGAGCCAGACGGGACAGGAGGCACCGGCGGCCCACGUGGGCACAGGGCUCCAGAGGCUGGAAGGUGCCUCAGACUCCGCCCUCCUCCAGCCCCGCGCGCCGGCGGGCAGGCGGGCGGGCCGCGCACAGGGGCCGGGCCAGGUGCGGCCAGCAUCCCCGGGAUGCCUGACGAGCUGCCGCAGCAGAGGACCAGCCUGCUUGGCCCAGCUGGCCUGGCACCAUUUUUUAGACAUCCUUACCCCUCGGGAAGCAGCCCCCCCACCUUUCCAGGGCCCGGGGCCCCUCCCCAGACCCAGGUGGAGAGCACAGCCCUUGCUCACCUGUGCAGACCCCAGGGGCAGGACUAGAAGCCCACUCCGGGAAGAGCAGGGGUGGGGAAUCUAUUUUUUCUCUCCUUUUCUUUUCUUCAAUAAAAAGAAUUAAA